Cryptotermes secundus is the source of this 1899-nucleotide messenger RNA. RefSeq lists its product as uncharacterized. Lineage: Eukaryota; Metazoa; Arthropoda; Insecta; Blattodea; Kalotermitidae. The record is from RefSeq and is a predicted model, not a curated record. Bases 355 to 1380 code for a protein of 341 amino acids. The transcript has 7 exons.
UGUUUUGGGAGUAAAAAGCUGGAUCCAACCUCACACUGCACGCAGUAAGCGGGCAAAGGCCGAGGGGGAGAGUGGAGUAGCUACCGGUCGGCAACACAGGGCAUUGUUCAUAUCGGCGCCCGUUAGAACUUUAUUUGUUUCCAAUCUAAAAAUGGGGAGCAAGAAGAAGAAGAGACAAGAAGAAUAUGUUGACAUUAUUUAAGUGAAUAUUAUUUAUUUUUGACGUUGUCAUUGGUGUAUAUGAAUGCUCGGUAAUUUAGGGACCUGCAAUAACUACAGAGCCAUUUGCCUGUCAAGUAAUUUGGGAAAAGAAGGAGAAACAAACUGAAGCCAUCUGAACAUACCUAACAGGGGAUGGGCUUGCCACCGACAACCGUAGAGGCGGCCAGACGCAGGUUGCGCGAAGUAGUGCGACGCGGAGAGAAGUUGGGUCUGACCCGGAGUGACCUCGCCUCUUUACCUGCUGCGCGCCGCCUCGCCACCUCCGGGUUAAGGCGCUGUUGGAGGAACACAAGCCUGGCCAUCACUGCUUUCGCUGUUAUUCUUGCCAUAACGGCAGUUCUCGCCAAAUGUUACGUGUAUCACGAAGCCACAACUUCCUCUUACACUUCAGGAGCCACCGCAGCGUCCCUGGAUCCCUGGUGGCAACAGCAGCAACUUCAGAGGCUCUGCACUAUCAGCAUGCCCCAGCAGCUCGUAAGAAUGUUCCGGCCGCCGGAAAACUGUGACAUGUGCCGCGGUUUGCGACAGGUCGACAGGAUUGCCAACAUCUCCCCAGCAAACUUCAAGAAACGAUACACGUUUUCGGGACACCCGGUUAUUGUGACCGAUGCGAUGCGGAACUGGACGGCCCAACAUGUUUUUGACUUCCGAUUUCUCAAGACACUUUAUCAACAACUUCCUCAAGCUCAACGUUCACAGGGCUGCCAACUUAUAGCCACCGACUCUGGUUUUGCCAGUCUUGGAGAAGUAUUUAACGGGAGUCAUACAAGAACCGCGGAGCCCUGGCACGUCGGAUGGCGCAACUGCGACGAGCGCGCAGCCACCAUAUUGCGCCAACACUACGGACGUCCCUACUUCCUGCCCCCGAGUUCCAGCGACAGACAGAAGCUUGAGUGGAUCUACCUGGGCAGCUCAGGCUAUCGAGAAACCAUGCACAUCGAUAUGGUUAAUCGGCCAUCUUGGCAAGCUCAGCUGAAAGGAAGCAAGCGAUGGUUCCUUUUUCCGCCACCGGAGUGUUACUAUCAGUGUGAAUCGCUUGAAGUCACCGUCGAACCGGGAGAGAUUAUUGUCGUGGAUACAGCCAGAUGGUACCGGGAGACAGCAAUUGUAUCUAAAGACCUGAGUAUAGCCGUAGGGGCACAAUUUGAUUUCACCUAGUAAAGUGAUCUAAUGUGGAAGAAAGUGACUUUACAAAGGUGGAUGUAGCUCUGAGCGUUGUGAAAGACAAGAAUAAGAAAAAAUGAAAGUAAAAGAGCUUUUUUGAAUUUAUGUGAUUGAUUCAUUCGGAGAACUGUUGUGGUUGUUAUAUAUGGAAAUAUCUUCAACAUGGAGAACUGAUUUAUGAGAGAAAUUCUAAUUGUUUCUAUGUACAAAACUGUAUUUCCUGCAACCCCUUGUACUUUCAUCAAAUCCCUCUCUACUCCGAGUUAUAUAAUUUAUCUUCAGAACUGAGAUAAACACCGACCUCACUUCAUACCAAUCCAAGCUAAUCCGUCAGAACAAAGCUAAGCCUCUAACUAGACCAAUGUUAACUCCUUCAAAUAAAUUACCGUCUAAUGUGAGGUAAUUUCAGUAUGAAGCAGAAUAUCUCCCACAGAAUAUAUAUGCUAUAGUUGAGUUAUAGAGACUUUGUAACAUACGUGAUGGAAUGUCUUCUAAUACACAUAAUUUAAAAUA